AUGUAUGAGGGGAAGAAGACGAAGAACAUGUUCCUGACCCGGGCCCUGGAGAAGAUUUUGGCCGACAAGGAAGUGAAGAAGGCGCAUCACUCCCAGCUGCGCAAAGCGUGCGAGGUGGCGUUAGAGGAAAUAAAAGCGGAAACUGAAAAGCAGAGUCCUCCUCAUGGAGAAGCAAGAGCUGGAUCAAGCACCCUUCCACCAGUGAAAUCAAAGACAAAUUUUAUCGAAGCAGACAAGUAUUUCCUCCCCUUUGAAUUGGCAUGCCAGUCCAAAUGUCCUCGCAUAGUCAGUACAUCUCUAGAUUGUUUACAGAAACUUAUUGCUUAUGGGCACUUGACUGGCAAUGCUCCAGAUAGUACAACACCAGGCAAAAAAUUAAUUGAUAGAAUUAUUGAAACAAUUUGUGGCUGUUUCCAAGGUCCUCAAACAGAUGAAGGAGUUCAGUUACAAAUAAUAAAGGCUUUACUAACUGCAGUAACAUCUCAACACAUAGAAAUUCAUGAAGGAACUGUACUGCAAGCUGUGAGAACAUGUUACAAUAUAUACCUAGCAAGCAAAAAUCUCAUCAAUCAGACAACAGCCAAAGCCACUCUUACUCAGAUGUUAAAUGUUAUCUUUGCACGCAUGGAAAACCAAGCAUUGCAGGAAGCCAAACAAAUGGAAAAAGAAAGGCAUCGACAGCACCACCAUCUGUUGCAGUCUCCAGUAAGCCAUCAUGAGCCUGAAUCACCUCAACUCAGAUACUUGCCACCUCAGACUGUUGAUCACAUAUCCCAAGAACAUGAAGGGGACCUUGAUCCCCAGACAAAUGAUGUGGAUAAAAGCCUUCAGGAUGAUACAGAGCCCGAAAAUGGAUCUGAUAUUUCCAGUGCAGAAAAUGAGCAGACCGAAGCUGAUCAGGCAACUGCAGCUGAAACAUUGUCUAAAAAUGAUAUAUUAUAUGAUGGAGAAAACCAUGACUGUGAGGAAAAGCCACAAGACAUUGUACAGAGCAUUGUAGAAGAAAUGGUGAACAUCGUUGUUGGAGAUAUGGGAGAAAGGACUACCAUAAAUGUAAGUGCAGAUGGCAACAAUGGAACCGUAGAGGAUGGUAGCGACAGUGAAAAUAUUCAAGCAAACGGAAUUCCAGGAACACCAAUUUCUGUUGCUUAUACACCGUCCUUACCUGAUGACAGAUUGUCUGUCUCUUCCAAUGAUACUCAGGAAUCUGGAAAUUCUUCAGGACCUUCACCUGGUGCUAAGUUUUCCCACAUUUUACAAAAGGAUGCCUUUCUAGUAUUCAGGUCAUUGUGUAAACUGUCAAUGAAACCACUAUCGGAUGGACCACCGGAUCCAAAGUCUCAUGAAUUACGAUCCAAGAUUCUUUCACUGCAGUUACUUCUAUCCAUUCUGCAGAACGCAGGACCUAUUUUCAGGACAAAUGAGAUGUUUAUUAAUGCUAUAAAGCAGUAUCUGUGUGUUGCACUCUCAAAAAAUGGAGUUUCAUCUGUCCCAGAGGUUUUUGAGCUUUCUCUUUCCAUAUUUCUUACUUUGUUAUCAAACUUCAAGACACAUCUGAAGAUGCAGAUUGAGGUGUUCUUUAAAGAAAUUUUCCUAUAUAUUUUGGAGACCUCUACCAGCUCAUUUGACCACAAAUGGAUGGUUAUUCAGACAUUAACAAGGAUUUGUGCAGAUGCUCAGAGCGUAGUGGAUAUAUAUGUAAACUAUGAUUGUGACUUAAAUGCAGCAAACAUAUUUGAACGGCUAGUAAAUGAUCUGUCAAAAAUUGCCCAAGGACGAGGCAGUCAAGAACUUGGUAUGAGUAAUGUUCAGGAGCUGAGCCUAAGGAAAAAAGGUUUAGAAUGCUUAGUGUCAAUUUUGAAGUGCAUGGUUGAAUGGAGCAAGGAUCAGUACGUGAAUCCCAACUCACAGACGACUCUUGGUCAGGAAAAACCCUCAGAGCAAGAGACGAGUGAAAUAAAACACCCAGAGACAAUAAACAGAUAUGGAAGUUUAAAUUCCCUGGAGUCAACGUCGUCAUCAGGAAUAGGCAGCUACAGCACACAGAUGUCUGGCACUGAUAAUCCGGAGCAGUUCGAAGUCCUCAAGCAGCAGAAAGAAAUAAUAGAGCAGGGGAUAGACUUAUUUACUAAGAAACCAAAGAGAGGAAUCCAGUACCUCCAAGAGCAAGGGAUGCUUGGGACCACCCCUGAAGAUAUUGCCCAGUUCUUACACCAAGAGGAAAGAUUAGACUCAACUCAAGUGGGUGAAUUCCUGGGAGAUAAUGAUAAAUUUAACAAAGAAGUCAUGUAUGCUUAUGUGGACCAACAUGACUUCUCAGGAAAAGAUUUUGUUUCAGCCCUUCGUAUGUUUCUGGAAGGAUUCCGUCUUCCAGGGGAAGCUCAGAAAAUUGAUCGGUUGAUGGAAAAAUUUGCUGCAAGAUAUCUAGAAUGCAACCAAGGACAAACCCUUUUUGCUAGUGCGGAUACUGCUUAUGUUUUGGCUUAUUCAAUUAUCAUGCUGACCACAGAUCUCCACAGUCCACAGGUUAAAAAUAAAAUGACCAAGGAACAGUACAUUAAGAUGAAUAGAGGCAUCAAUGACAGUAAAGAUCUCCCUGAAGAGUAUCUGUCAGCCAUCUAUAAUGAAAUAGCUGGAAAAAAGAUAUCGAUGAAAGAAACAAAGGAGUUGACAAUCCCUGCAAAGUCAAGUAAACAGAAUGUAGCCAGUGAAAAACAAAGAAGACUCCUAUAUAACUUAGAGAUGGAACAGAUGGCCAAGACUGCUAAAGCGCUCAUGGAGGCUGUGAGCCACGUCCAGGCACCUUUCACAAGCGCCACACAUUUGGAGCAUGUGAGACCCAUGUUUAAGUUGGCUUGGACCCCUUUUUUGGCUGCAUUCAGUGUGGGUCUACAAGACUGUGACGAUACUGAAGUAGCCUCUCUUUGCCUGGAAGGUAUAAGAUGUGCAAUCAGAAUUGCAUGCAUUUUCAGCAUUCAGCUGGAAAGAGAUGCAUACGUCCAGGCGCUGGCAAGAUUUACCUUACUCACAGUGAGUUCUGGGAUUACUGAAAUGAAGCAGAAGAACAUUGACACAAUCAAAACGCUUAUCACAGUGGCUCAUACAGAUGGAAAUUACUUAGGAAAUUCAUGGCAUGAGAUUCUGAAGUGCAUCAGUCAGCUGGAGCUUGCUCAACUUAUAGGAACUGGAGUGAAGCCUCGGUACAUUUCUGGAACAGUACGAGGCAGAGAAGGAUCACUUACUGGAGCGAAAGAUCAGGCUCCUGAUGAAUUUGUGGGACUAGGGCUAGUUGGAGGAAAUGUGGACUGGAAGCAGAUAGCAAGUAUUCAGGAAUCCAUUGGAGAAACCAGUUCUCAAAGUGUUGUCGUUGCUGUGGAUAGAAUAUUCACAGGGUCCACAAGGUUAGAUGGAAAUGCCAUUGUGGAUUUUGUCCGUUGGCUCUGUGCUGUAUCUAUGGAUGAAUUACUUUCCACUACGCAUCCAAGAAUGUUUAGUCUGCAAAAAAUAGUAGAAAUAUCAUAUUACAACAUGGGAAGAAUAAGAUUGCAGUGGUCUCGAAUUUGGGAAGUUAUUGGAGAUCAUUUUAAUAAGGUUGGCUGUAAUCCUAAUGAAGAUGUAGCUAUUUUUGCAGUAGACUCCCUGAGGCAGCUGUCAAUGAAGUUCUUAGAGAAAGGGGAGCUUGCUAAUUUCAGAUUCCAGAAGGAUUUCUUAAGACCUUUUGAACAUAUAAUGAAACGGAACAGGUCUCCAACAAUUCGCGAUAUGGUUGUACGGUGUAUAGCACAGAUGGUUAACUCUCAAGCUGCUAACAUUCGGUCUGGAUGGAAGAACAUCUUCUCUGUAUUUCAUCUUGCUGCGUCGGAUCAAGAUGAAAGCAUAGUUGAGCUUGCAUUCCAGACAACGGGACAUAUUGUCACCCUUGUGUUUGAAAAACACUUUCCAGCGACCAUUGAUUCUUUCCAGGAUGCAGUGAAAUGUUUGUCUGAAUUUGCGUGCAAUGCAGCUUUCCCAGAUACAAGUAUGGAAGCAAUUCGACUUAUUCGCCAUUGUGCAAAAUAUGUGUCUGAUAGACCUCAGGCUUUCAAGGAGUACACAAGUGAUGACAUGAACGUGGCACCUGAAGACAGAGUGUGGGUGAGAGGCUGGUUCCCAAUUCUCUUCGAGUUAUCAUGUAUCAUCAACAGAUGCAAAUUAGAUGUAAGAACCAGGGGUUUAACAGUAAUGUUUGAAAUAAUGAAAACUUAUGGCCACACUUAUGAAAAACACUGGUGGCAGGAUUUAUUUAGAAUUGUUUUCAGAAUCUUUGAUAACAUGAAAUUGCCAGAACAGCAGACAGAGAAAGCUGAGUGGAUGACAACAACAUGUAAUCAUGCACUCUAUGCGAUCUGUGACGUGUUCACCCAGUAUUUAGAAGUACUCAGUGAUGUCCUUUUGGAUGACAUUUUUGCCCAGCUCUACUGGUGUGUGCAGCAAGACAAUGAGCAGUUGGCACGAUCUGGUACAAACUGCUUAGAGAAUGUUGUUAUUCUGAAUGGUGAAAAAUUUACACUAGAAAUCUGGGAUAAAACCUGCAACUGCACACUGGACAUCUUCAAAACCACAAUCCCACAUGCGCUGUUGACCUGGCGUCCCAUUUCUGGAGAAACUGCUCCCUCAACCCCAUCUCCUGUGAGUGAAAACCAGUCGGAUACAAUAUCACAGAAAUCUGUAGAUAUUCAUGAUUCUAUUCAACCAAGAUCUGCAGAUAAUAGACAGCAAGCUCCAUUGGCUUCUGUCUCGACUGUGAAUGAAGAAAUCAGCAAAAUUAAACCCACAGCAAAAUUUCCAGAACAAAAAUUGUUUGCUGCCCUGUUGAUUAAAUGUGUUGUGCAGCUGGAACUCAUCCAGACUAUCGACAACAUCGUGUUCUUCCCCGCCACAAGUAGGAAGGAGGACGCGGAAAACUUAGCCGCGGCGCAGAGAGACGCUGUGGACUUUGAUGUUCGAGUGGACACUCAAGACCAAGGAAUGUAUCGCUUUUUAACAUCACAACAACUCUUCAAGCUACUGGACUGCUUGUUAGAGUCACACAGAUUUGCAAAAGCUUUCAACUCCAACAACGAACAGAGGACGGCUCUGUGGAAGGCGGGCUUCAAGGGCAAGUCCAAGCCCAACCUUCUGAAGCAGGAGACCAGCAGCCUGGCCUGCGGGCUGCGCAUACUCUUCCGGAUGUACACGGACGAGAGCCGGGCCAGCGCCUGGGAGGAGGUCCAGCAGAGGCUCCUAAAUGUCUGCAGCGAAGCACUCAGUUACUUUCUUACUCUGACGUCAGAAAGUCAUCGGGAAGCCUGGACUAACUUACUGCUCUUAUUUCUAACUAAAGUCCUGAAGAUCAGCGAUAACAGGUUUAAAGCUCAUGCAUCAUUCUACUACCCUCUCUUAUGUGAAAUUAUGCAAUUUGACUUGAUUCCUGAACUUCGUGCUGUUCUUAGAAGAUUUUUUCUGAGAAUUGGAGUAGUUUUUCAGAUAUCUCAACCACCUGAACAGGAACUUGGAAUAAACAAGCAAUGA
Messenger RNA from Rangifer tarandus platyrhynchus (Svalbard reindeer), 5550 nucleotides. The record is from the annotation of a GenBank genome assembly. NCBI's taxonomy places the organism in Eukaryota, Metazoa, Chordata, Mammalia, Artiodactyla, Cervidae.